Leptidea sinapis is the source of this 852-nucleotide messenger RNA. RefSeq lists its product as uncharacterized. The record is from RefSeq and is a predicted model, not a curated record. Lineage: Eukaryota; Metazoa; Arthropoda; Insecta; Lepidoptera; Pieridae. The transcript has 5 exons. The coding region runs from base 152 to 808 and encodes 218 amino acids.
AACUAUCGGCAGAAUACAAAGCACUCGGUAGCAUUGCGCAUGCGUGGUUUGACAGCGCAAUUCGCGGCGGGAAACACGAAAAAAUAUUUCGUUACGAUAUUUUUUUAAUUUUUACAGAGGAUCAUUUUAAGGAUCUUCGGAACAUUUAAAAAUGAAAGCAGCAGUGAUGAUCCUUUUAGCAAGCUCCUUUCAGCUAUCCUUAGUGACUGCAAGGGCGCAGUUUGUGUCCCAUGUGCACGUGGCAACACCAGCACACAGCUACUCCCAUGGAGUUGGGGAUCUUGUGGAUGUUCCAGAACGACCGACCCGCGGCCAUUCACCGCUUACCAGGGACUUUCAAAAGGCUCAACUAACACAUUCACGAUCCAAUGGCUAUCCUCGAUAUCGUCCCUCGGUACCUUUCCCAGCAGAGGACAUCCCUUCGAUGCAGUUGUUACCAUGGAAACAAAGCAACCAUAUUACAGAAACAAUAACUCUACUUCCGCCAUCACCCUACAAAGUUGACUCUCCCGACCCAGAAUCUCUGUGGCCGUCUGGAUUAUUUUUUCCGCCAUUAAAACCACCGCGAUUUGAUACACAACAAUCGAAAACUAGGUUUUACGGAACGGGCAAGAAUGAUCCAUAUUUACUGGAAGGCGCUAACGCAAUUGCUGCAGUCGAAAAAGCAAGGCGACAUGGUCUGCUAUACUUCCACGAUAUCCCACAUUUAGAGUCCCUAUUAGCAAACCAGGAACACCGGAUUCAGAACAGCCUCCCUCCAAAUCGCAUAGGUUCCAUACGACAUAGCUGGCCUUUUAAUCGUCCAUAACUAAAUAUGUGAAAAAUUCAAAUAAAAACAAUUUUACACCUUCA